CAAGCCCAAGCAUCUCACCGCUGGUUGCAGCGGUUCCUUUCGUGUCCUCGAAGCCAUGGAGCAAGCAAAGACCUGGCGUGUUGUGCGUGCGCAAGCGCUCGUUGAACUAGACAGUUUUCUUCGGCAAAGUGACCCGCAAGAUGUGAGGUGGCCCCUGGACCGAUUUCAACGGACGGCGCCCAGACGCUACGAUGGGACACCAACGUCCACGUGUUCGGACCUAGGCAAAUAUUUAGCCUACAACAUGAGUUCUACCACUGCGGUCAGUCAGGGGGAGCUGCCAGCAGCCAACAGGCUUGGCUUGUCACCCACCUCAACGCAAGGUGAACUUCCACCAGUCACGGUGCUGGACAGUAGGCAAGUCUCUCAAGAACGCAGUCUUCGACAGGCGACCCUUACCCUGGACGAAAUCCCGGAGUUCAGGAGCUAUACCAUGCCCGAGCUUUUCGCCAUGGAGUAUCAACGCUCCAAGAACACCACAAUGGCCUCCAUGCCAGAGAUCGAGAUGGAUCCUGAUGACAGAGAAGAAGGAGAGACAGAGGUCGACAACAAGUGGAACAGCUUCACGCUCUGACGAGUCACGUUGGCGGCCUUGGAAUUCCCCCACAAAAUUGGUUUAAAAUGGUGUGGGAUGUCAGGGGCACCCGAAUUGUGGUUGCCGAUGAUGUCGACUGCUCAGCAUGGUAAUUUCCUUGCAAACUUUUCAGCAGCCGAUAUGUUUCCGAGCUUUAUGAAGCGGAAGGCCAAAUCGAAACCCGUCAAAGUCUGGAUCGAUUGUGGCAAGCACACGACUGCCGUGUGCUAAAAA
Cladocopium goreaui is the source of this 808-nucleotide messenger RNA. Lineage: Eukaryota; Dinophyceae; Suessiales; Symbiodiniaceae. The record is from the annotation of a GenBank genome assembly.